AUGGCAGAUCGCAAAAACGCAGAUGUACACAGUCUGGCCAUGACUACUACCGAACGCGCACAGAGCGAAAGUUCUGACGAUGACAACAUGCCCGUACAUGUUAUAACGAGAGAGGGCAUCGAUAGAAUGCUGGCCCGACCGCCUCCCACAGGUCCAAACGUCGUCAUGUCUCCACUGGGCGAUGAAUCGGUUCAGGGCUAUCCCGGAGGUGUCGAACCCGACUCGCAUGGCGCCCGCGAGAUUCGAGGCGUUGUUGAGAUUCUCGAAGGUGCGGGGAUACCCUGCUGCAUGGAUUCUGAGCCAGCAUUGAUCAACCAAGGUACCGGACGCCUCAUGAUGGUGACAGUGGCAUCGCAACAUGAUGAGUUAGAAGAUCCGCUUAGCUAA
This is a messenger RNA of Plenodomus lingam JN3, 387 nucleotides long. RefSeq lists its product as uncharacterized. NCBI's taxonomy places the organism in Eukaryota, Fungi, Ascomycota, Dothideomycetes, Pleosporales, Leptosphaeriaceae. The record is from RefSeq and is a predicted model, not a curated record.